Messenger RNA from Oncorhynchus masou masou (cherry salmon), 4860 nucleotides. RefSeq names its product proprotein convertase subtilisin/kexin type 7-like. Bases 147 to 2237 code for a protein of 696 amino acids. The transcript is spliced from 16 exons. Gene Ontology annotation, cellular component: Golgi membrane; trans-Golgi network. Gene Ontology annotation, molecular function: serine-type endopeptidase activity. Gene Ontology annotation, biological process: protein processing. The record is from RefSeq and is a predicted model, not a curated record. NCBI's taxonomy places the organism in Eukaryota, Metazoa, Chordata, Actinopteri, Salmoniformes, Salmonidae.
CGACAUUACGGAAACUACAGUCUCAGCUUUCGUAGAUGAAAUUGUAGUCCACAAAUAAACGGCAGACUAAAGACGUCGACGAAAAGGCUGCCGGUCCUAAUGUGGAGGCGGAGCAGAACUUGUGUUGAGCACGUGCCUGUGUUGCCAUGGGGUCACCCCCCUUGUUCCUGCUCCUCCUGGGCCUGACCCCUAUGCUCCGCCUGACUGUUCAUACCUUCCACACGUCGACCCCUCCCCCGGCUCCCCCUCCCUCCUGUGGGCCGGGCCAGUCCUGGGCCGUCCGGCUGCACACAGACUCCGAGCUGCUGGAGGCUGAAGGCUCCACCCUUCAUGAGCUGGCCAGCAGGGUGGCUGAGCAGGCUGGCCUGGAGAACAGGGGCCAGAUAGGGCAGCUGGAGGGCCACUACCUGCUCUGUGCCGGGCCUGAGGAGGAGGGCAGGCCGGGGGACGUGCUGGCAGCCCACCCUCAUGUGCUCUGGCACUCCCAGGAGCAGGUCCUCAGCCGCUCCAAGAGGGCAAUAGCCUUCAACGACCCCAGAUACCCAUUACAGUGGCACCUGCACAACGAUGUCAGGGAGGGCAUGGACAUCAAUGUGACUGGUGUAUGGGAGCACAACAUCACAGGGACAGGGGUGACAGUGGUGGUCGUGGAUGAUGGGGUUCAGCACACCCUCCAGGACAUUCAGCCAAACUAUAGUCCAGAGGGCAGUUAUGACUUGAACUCCAACGACCCGGACCCCAUGCCCCACCCGGACGCCCACAGUGGCAACCACCAUGGCACGCGCUGCGCUGGGGAGAUUGCUGCUGUCUCCAACAACAGCUUCUGCGCUGUGGGCGUGGCCUAUGGCAGUAAAGUGGCAGGUAUCAGAGUCCUGGAUGGGCCGCUCACAGACAGUAUGGAGGCGGUGGCUUUCAACAAGCACUACCAGAUCAACGACGUCUACAGCUGCAGUUGGGGUCCUGACGAUGAUGGCCGCACUGUCGAUGGACCACACCCCUUGGGCAAGGCGGCGCUGCAGCACGGAGUGAUUGCUGGCAGACGGGGCUUCGGCAGUAUCUUUGUCGUCGCCAGUGGCAAUGGGGGCCUGUACGAGGACAACUGCAACUACGAUGGCUAUGCUAACUCAAUCUACACUGUUACCAUUGGAGCAGUAAAUGAGGAAGGGAAGAUGCCCUUCUAUGCUGAGGAGUGUGCCUCCAUGCUGGCUGUCACCUUCAGCAGUGGGGGCAGAACACUGCGUAGUAUUGUGACGUCAGACUGGUCACUGCAACAGGGCACGGGCUGUACUGACGGGCACACGGGCACCUCGGCGGCGGCACCCCUGGCGGCUGGCAUGGUGGCUCUGAUGCUGCAGGUCCGGCCCUGUCUCACCUGGAGAGACGUGCAGCACAUCAUCACCUACACAGCCACACAGUGUGAUGUGCAAGGGGACUGGAAAAUCAAUGGAGCGGGCUUCCACCACAGUCACCAGCACGGCUUCGGCCUGCUCAACGCCUGGCGGCUGGUCAACGCUGCCAAGGUGUGGGAGAUGGUGCCAUUCCUAGUGUCCUAUCAGAGCCCAGUGCUGAAGGAGGAGGCUCUUGUCCCAGCCUAUCCAGAGCAACUCAACCUAACCUGGAACGUCACUGCAGCUGACCUCAGGCAGUCAGGGAUGCAGACCUUGGAGCACGUGUCUGUCACCUUGACGCUGGUCCAUUCUCGCCGCGGCAGCGUGGAGAUUGUGCUGCUCUGCCCCAGUGGAAUGACCUCACUCAUCGGGGCGCGCCGUGCUCUGGACACGGAUACCUCGGGUUACUCAGACUGGACGUUCUCCACUGUGCGCUGCUGGGGAGAGGGAGCCGAGGGCCAGUACAGGCUGCAAGUCUCUGACCACAGUAAGGAAGAGCCUGCGUGGCCCCUGGGCUCUCUGAAGCACUGGAAGCUCACUCUGUACGGCUCCUCUCUGUCCUUCGAAGAGGUCAAGGAGAGACAGAGUGUGGUGGAGGAGGCUAUGGGGGGGCAGUAUCUGGACAGCAGUUUCUCCCUGCCCUGUCCUGCAGGCAUGGACAUCCCCCCUGAGACGGUCAGCCCGUUCACAUCCAGCAGCCUCAAGUCUCUGCUACUGCUGGGCUGCUUCGCUCUUUUCUGGUCCCUGUACUACACCCUGGAGGUGACCCUGGCCAACCUGGACUUUAGAGGGCUGUGUUGGUGGGACAGAGGGACGCGGGGCUCCCACAGGGUGCUGGAGAUGCUCUGAGCUGGAGAGAACUGUGUGUUGGACUAAUCACUGGAGACGCUGCCACAUAACACUGGAGAAAACCUCUUCCCUCUACGACCUCCCACCCGCCGUUCAUCAGUCUAGGCCUGCUGUGAACCCAGGGGGGCAAACUGGACUGGACUGGAGACUGAGCUAUGUGGGCUGGAACUGUGAUCUCACUGGCCCACCCAUCGCUCCCCAAGCCUGUGGCCUUAUAUCAGCGUUGCAGAGCCCCAAGCCUGUGGCCUUAUAUCAGCGUUGCAGAGCCCCAAGCCUGUGGCCUUUUAUCAGUGUUGCAGAGCCCCAGGCCUGUGGCCUUAUAUCAGCGUUGCAGAGCCCCAAGCCUGUGGCCUUUUUAUCAGCGUUGCAGAGACCCAAGCCUGUGGCCUUUUAUCAGUGUUGCAGAGCCCCAGGCCUGUGGCCUUUUAUCAGCGUUGCAGAGCCCCAAGCCUGUGGCCUUAUAUCAGCGUUGUAGAGCCCCAGGCCUGUGGCCUUUUAUCAGUGUUGCAGAGCCCCAGGCCUGUGGCCUUAUAUCAGCAUUGCAGAACCCCAAGCCUGUGGCCUUUUUAUCAGCGUUGCAGAGCCCCAAGCCUGUGGCCUUUUAUCAGCGUUGCAGAGCCCCAAGCCUGUGGCCUUUUAUCAGCGUUGCAGAGCCCCAAGCCUGUGGCCUUUUUAUCAGCGUUGCAGAGCCCCAAGCCUGUGGCCUUUUAUCAGCGUUGCAGAGCCCCAGGCCUGUGGCCUUUUAUCAGCGUUGCAGAGCCCCAAGCCUGUGGCCUUUUAUCAGCGUUGCAGAGCCCCAAGCGUAUGUGAGUAAGUGUACUGCGGGGGAGCAACCUAAACCCUCUGGAUCUCUCAGGACCCUCCGGCACCUAGCAGUGCUAUAGAGUUGGUAGUUUGGCCUGGUCUUUGGGUUGAAGUGUGUAUGACUAAUUUGGUUCAGUCACUUACCUGGGUCUUUUACUGUGGGAUUAGACGGCAUGCUGGACAACCAGACAGAGCAGCACUCCUGGGGUGGUUUCCUGGACAAUGAUUAUCCUGGACUAAAAAGCAAGAUCAAUUACGAAUAUCCGUUGGAAAUGCUUUUUAGCCCAGGAUUAGGUUAUAGUCUGGGUCCGUAACCAGCCCUUGAAGUUUAAGUCAGUCUUCCAAAGUUUAUUAGGUGUGCACCAUGGGAAGGCAUUACAAUGCUGUGCGUGUGAAUGUGUUUUAAGAUGUAAAUGGUGUUUGGUUUUGGGGAUGUGUGACGGUGUGUGAGUGAUGGAAUGCUCUUGAGAUUAUGGCUGCUUUUUAAAUUAUUUAUUUGAUUAAUAGGAUUUGUUCAAAUGUUUGCAUUGUAAUUUCAGGAAGUGUCUAAUACUGUGUACGAAACAUGAAACUUUGUCAGGGUAUGGACUCUACAAGGUGUCAAGCAUUCCACAGGGAUAAUGUUCCAUGUUGACUCAAAUGAUUCCCACAAUUGUCAAUUUGACCGGGUGACCUUUGGAUGUUAGACCAAGUUGCUUUUGGUUUUGGUCCAACAGCUUCAAACAGCUGUAAAAAAAUAUAUAUAUUUUUUAUUUUUUAUUUUUUUUCAAUAUAUUUUAUAUUAGCUCAGUCUCCAGUCCAGUCCAUGCCGUCUAUAUAUAUAUAUAUAUAUAUAUAUAUAUAAUAUUGCAACGAUUUUAGAUGGUACAAUGAUUACUGACACUAUUCUGUGCUUGUUUUCUCGCAAACUGAAAUUGAGCGAACAGUGUAGAAUUUUUGCAACUAGGAAAUUAAUAAUUUCCACGAGAUAACACAGCCACGAAUUCAGAACAGCUUUCCCAUUUUGACAACAGAUUACGUUCCGGUGGGAGAAAUCAGUAUGCAAAUAUCGCAGCCAAUCCCAACAUUAGCGGCUAAGUGAUACUGUGAAACACUUUCAUUCCACUAUUAGCGCCAGAUAUAUUAUGGACAUUUUUCUGAAAUUACAAUGCAUAAAUUCAAAGAAAUCCUAUGUGUAGCAGCUUUAAAGCUACAAUAUGUAAGUUUUGGGUGACCGGACCAAGUUCGUAUAGAAAUGUGAGAUCAUUCAUUCCUGUCUAAGAAGCGGUAGAUUUGUUCUAUGUGUGUUAUUUCUAUGCUUCCCGUUCCAAAGUUUUUGCUUAUUUUACUUUCGGUUUUGUACACUAACUUUAAACAGCUGAAUAUACAAUAUUUUUUAUUAUGGAAAAUAUAUUUCAAAGCGGUUUAGAUGGUACGGUGGUUCUCUACACAAUGACUGCUUGUUUUGUCACAAACUGAAAUUACGCGAACUAUUCGUAUUUUAGCAACCAGGAAACGAUGGAGCGAUUUCUGUGCAUCUUUUAAGUUAAUUAUUUGUAAACAGACCUCCUGUUUGGAAUGUUAUUUUGUGCAGACUGUAUACAUUUUUCCAGUACUUGAACUUGAUUUGGGAUCUGAGUGUGGGGUUGAAUGUGUUUUUAAUUUUUUUUUUUAUCAACUGUAAUAUGUGUGUGUUGUACAUCUAUAUAUCAGAGUUUGAUGAUUUUUAUGAACUGAAACAUAUUAAAGAUUUUAUUUUUAUUUACUGAACUGGAAGCCGGUGUUUUGCUGUGCAAGUCACCGCUUGACUGAGUAAAAUUAAUAAAGAUUCUUGAUGGAA